GGGGCCAUGGCGGCCGAGGCGGCGGAGCGGCACCUGGGGCUGCUGAGGGACGAGCGGGAGGCCGAGCUGGCACAGAGCAGGGCAUGGCAGGAGAGCGUCUCCCUGAAGGAGCUGCAGCGGAGAGGCGUCUGCUUGCUCAAGCUCCAGGUCAGCAGCCAGAGAACCGGCCUCUACGGGCGUCUCCUCGUGACUUUCCAGCCCAGGAAGUGGGAUUCAGACACCGAGCUGCCCUCCAACAGCUUCGGGCCUGGGGACAUCGUGGGGCUCUAUGAGUCGGCUGGGCAGGGGGACCCGCUGUGCACGGGCGUGGUGACACGUGUCACCCCCAAGGCAGUGACGGUGGCCCUGGAGGAGCCCCGGGAUGGGGAGCUGGCCCUGGACCACGAGCGCUCCUUCCGCCUGCUCAAGCUGGCCAACGACGUCACCUACAACAGGCUCAAAAGAGCUUUAACUGCACUCAAGCAGUACCGUGGUGGCCCAGCCUCUGACCUGAUCGACGUCCUCUUCUUUGCCUCUGCUCCCAGGGCGUUCCCUGAAACAAAGCCUCUGGAGUUCCUCAAUGCCUCCCUGGAUGAGUCUCAGAGGGAAGCUGUGUCCUUCUCCCUGGCUCAGAGGGAGCUGGCCAUCAUCCACGGACCUCCUGGCACAGGGAAAACCACGACCCUGGUGGAGAUCAUCCUGCAGGCUGUGCAGCAGGGCCUGAAGGUGCUGUGCUGUGCCCCGUCCAACGUGGCGGUGGAUAACCUGGUGGAGCGGCUGGCCGGCUGCAGGGCGCGGCUGCUGCGGCUGGGACACCCCGCCCGCCUGCUCCCGCCCACCCAGCGGCACUGCCUGGACGCCGCGCUGGCCCGCGGGGACAGCGCCCGCAUCGUGGCUGACAUCAGGAGGGACAUCGACCGCGCCUGGGCAAAAACCAAAAAGGCCCAAGACAAGGGAGAGCGAAGCCAUUUUCUGGGUGAGAUUAAGAUCCUGAGGAAGGAGCUGAAGGAGCGAGAAGAGGCUGCCAUGGCUGCAGCCCUGAGCCAGGCCAACGUUGUCCUUGCCACCAACACAGGUGCUUCCUCGGAUGGCCCCCUGAAGCUGCUGCCUGAAACCCACUUUGACCUGGUGGUGAUUGAUGAGUGUGCCCAGGCUCUGGAAGCCAGCUGCUGGAUCCCUCUGCUCAGGGCUCCCAAGUGCAUCCUGGCUGGGGAUCACAAGCAGCUGCCCCCCACCAUCAUCUCCCACAGGGCGGCGGCGGCGGGGCUGUCGCUGAGCCUGAUGGAGCGGCUGGCGGAGCGCUGCGGGGAGCGGGCGGUGCGCAUGCUGACGCUGCAGUACCGCAUGCACCGCCACAUCAUGGCCUGGGCGUCCUCGGAGCUCUACGGCGGCCGGCUCCGCGCGCACCCCUCCGUGGCACAGCACCUGCUCAGGGACCUGCCGGGCGUCGCCUCCACAGAAGAGACCAGCACCCCCUUGUUGCUCAUAGACACUGCUGGCUGUGGCCUGUUCGAGCUGGAAGUGGAGGAUGAACAGUCCAAGGGCAAUCCAGGAGAGGUCCAGCUGGUGGGGAUGCACGUCCAGGCCUUGGUGGAUGCUGGUGUGAAGGCCAAGGACAUUGCUGUGGUGGCCCCCUACAACCUCCAGGUGGACAUGCUCCGACAGCACCUUUGCCACAGCCACCCCGAGCUAGAAAUUAAAUCAGUGGAUGGUUUCCAAGGAAGGGAGAAGGAAGCAGUGAUCCUGUCCUUUGUCAGAUCCAACAGGAAAGGUAAGCCCUCGCUGCUGGAGCAUUGCUCUCUGGGGAAUGGGGAGGAAGCAUUUGCACCCGUUACUUCUUGUCCUGUCGGCCCCUUCCUGCGGCGCCUCCUGGACCACCUGGGCCAGCACGGCCUCGUGCGCUCCGCCUUCGAGUACCUGGAUGACCUGGUGCCCCAAAACUACCCCGGGGAGGGCAGGGCCCAGCGCCAGCAGGGCCCCAAACCUCCCAAAGCACAGCCGGCUCCGGCGGGGAAGCCCAAGGCGACGGCAGCUGGAGCAGGGAGCCAGAAACCGGGAGCACGGAGCUCCCCGAGUGCUGCCGCAGCUGGGAGAGAGGGCUCAGGCUCAAAGGAGCGUGGGGACAGGUUCAGGGCCAUGCUGGUGGCCUUCCUGGAGAGCAGCGAGGCGCAGCUGGAUUUCCCGGCGUCCCUGAAUUCCCACGAGCGGAUGCUGGUUCACGUGCUGGCGGAGGAGUACGGGCUGCUGCACCUGAGCUCCGGGGAGGGCCGGGACAGGUACAUCAGUGUCUGCAAGAGACCCCAAGGAGCCCCCGAGCUUGGAGCUGCCCUCUGAGCCCCUUCCCGAGCCCCCGCUGCCCUCCGAGCCCCUUCCCGAGAGCCCCCGCUGCCCUCCGAGCCCCAGCAUCCCAGCGGGAACACCCCUGACCCUGCAGAGCCAGGGGAAAGCAGCCAGGGCUCGGGGAAAGUGGACCUGAAAUCCCUGCACCUGGAGAGAGUCCAGAGGGAGAAAGCCAGGCGGGAGGAGGCGGCAAGGAAGGUGCAGGAGCCCAGCCGUGGCAGCAGGAAAAAGGACAAGAGCGAAGCCAAAGGAAAACCUGCGAUCGAGAGCGUGGCUGGAGAGGAUUUUGAUGCUCUGAUCUCUGCUGCCAUCAAAGCUGACAGGACCUGUGGCUUCCCCCGCUGCAAGGCCUCUGUCACCACCCUGGGCCAGCUCUGCCACCACUGCCAGCGGCUCUUCUGCCUCAGCCACCACAUCCCUGAGGUGCAUGGCUGUGGGGAGAAGGCCAAGGCCCAGGCACGGCAGCGGAUCAGCCGGGAAGGGCUCCUGUACCCCGGGAGCGGCUCCAAGGACAACUCCCUGGACCCCGCCAAGCGCGCCCACCUCCAGCGGCGCCUGGACAAGAAACUCAGCGAGCUGACCAGCCAGAGGAAGGGCAAAAAGAAAGACAAGGAGAAAUGAGGGACCUGAAUCCUGCUUUUUUAACCUCAAAGUUGCUGCUCAGUCCCCCUCCCAGGGGAAAGCUGCAGUGCUGGGCCUGGGUGGAAUAGGAGGCUGUGUUUUGGGGUGAGAAUCUGGAGCUGGGAGCCUUCCCGAGCUGCAGGGCUGAGGCAGGGGAGGGAGAGCUGCUGUAUUGUCCUGGCUGUCCCUGUGGACAGGGUGAUGGAUGCACUCAGAGCACGCUGGUGAAAUGGGCAUUAAACACCCAAAGCUGUCACUGUCACAUCGGUCCCUGCAGCAGCAAAUGAUGGAUGCCCAGGAGCAGGAACGUGGGAGGCACUGAAAACCCUGGGUAACCCUGUGCUCCAGGGAGGACGACUGAGGAAAUGGAUGUGUCCCAGCCCAGCAGUCCUCCAGCACCACUUGGGACCUGGCCUGUCCAUACUGCAGCCAUUCCUUACUGGGGCCAGGGGCUCAGGAGGGAGCUCAGCCCUGCUCCAGGUGUGCCUGGGGAUGGGAAUAGGGGUGGGGAAGGGGAGGCCUCCAGCCCAAACAGUGCUGGCACCACGAGGAGCUGCUCCAGCACAUUUCCCUGGGAGAGCCUUCUUGUGCCACUCCCUCCCUCCUCACUGCUGCCUGACACUUCCCAGACCUGUCCUGCUCUUCCCACAGAGCUCCUUGGAGGCUGAUUCCCACUGGGAAAGCCCAUAGUGACAGCAGGUACAGCCACGUGAGCUUUUCAGGUGGGAGGGAGCCUUGUGUCCGUCCUGGACCUUUUCCCAAUCCUUCACACAGGGUUCAUCCAUCCUACCCCCAAAAUAGUUCCAGCAGCAUUUUUUAUCCCCAGGAUGAAGGAGAAGGUGCAGAGAUGCCUCCAAAUAGGAAUGGCUGGAGAGGAGCAAUACAAAAAUGCCAAACCCACACCUUCCCCAUCAUUUUGGGGCUAAACAUCACAGAUUCCAGCGCCUGUGGAAGUCGCUCACCUCAUCCCAAGUAAAGCUCUGCAGGAGCUGCUGGACAACCAAGGGUUUCUGUGUGCAUCUAUUCCCAAACACUUGGCUGGGAUAAUAAGCAAAUUUUCCCCCAAACCUCGUGGUCUGUGAGUGAGAACUGGCUGUGAACAGCUUCCCACAAAAACUUCCUCAUCCUUCAGAAAACCUCAUUCUUCAAACCCCUCCAUCCUCGUCUCGUGCCUUGGUGCUGUGCAUCAUCCAUGGAGGGAUGGCACAGGCUCCCCUGGCAGC
Molecule: messenger RNA, 4163 nt
Organism: Ficedula albicollis (Collared flycatcher)
Lineage: Eukaryota; Metazoa; Chordata; Aves; Passeriformes; Muscicapidae
Gene: IGHMBP2
Product: immunoglobulin mu binding protein 2
Molecular function (GO): 5'-3' DNA helicase activity; ATP hydrolysis activity; ATP binding
Source: RefSeq, a predicted model, not a curated record